Ceratosolen solmsi marchali is the source of this 845-nucleotide messenger RNA. RefSeq names its product cysteine dioxygenase type 1. Gene Ontology annotation, molecular function: cysteine dioxygenase activity; ferrous iron binding. Bases 115 to 777 code for a protein of 220 amino acids. The record is from RefSeq and is a predicted model, not a curated record. Gene Ontology annotation, biological process: L-cysteine catabolic process. Lineage: Eukaryota; Metazoa; Arthropoda; Insecta; Hymenoptera; Agaonidae. The transcript has 5 exons.
GGAGUAGGGAGUAAUCACGUCUCACUGCGCGGACCGUACGAGAUCAGCGUGGACGCGACACGAGUCAAUCGAGGACGAUAGACGUCGGAGCGCGCGGGUGUCUCAGGGCGAGCGAUGGAACCAUGGCAGGUGCUGCAGGAGCGCUUCCACGGUAAUAGCGCACCCAAAAGCAUAAACCUGAAGGACCUCAUCGAGCAGCUAUAUGAGGCCUUCGCCAGUAAUGACGUCGACAUAGACCACGUGCAGGACCUUAUGGCCACUUAUAGGAGCAACCCCCAGGAGUGGAGAAAAUUCGCCAAAUUCGACCGAUAUAGGUACACACGUAAUCUAGUAGACGAAGGCAACGGCAAGUUCAACCUGAUCGUGUUGUGCUGGGGCGAAGGCCAUGGCUCGGCAAUUCACGACCACGCCGACGCUCACUGUAUCAUGAAGAUCCUUCAGGGCGAACUGUGCGAGACCAAAUAUAAAUGGCCAAAGAAGUAUUUGGAUAAUCAAGGAAAUGAAUUCCAAGGAGAAUUGGAAGAAAUAAAUAGGUGUAUUUAUAAAAAUAAUGAUGUUACGUAUAUAAAUGAUUCAAUUGGAUUACAUCGAGUAGAAAAUUUGAGUACCGUUAAUCCAGCGGUUUCUUUACAUUUAUAUUCACCACCAUUUUCUACGUGUUCAGUGUUUAACAAACAAACUGGUCAAAAAUCGACUAGCAAAGUUACCUUCUGGUCUAAAUUUGGAGAACGUCGAAAUAGGGAAAUACAAAACGCUAGAACUCCGGAGGAUAAUUAAGUAUCAAAAAUUUAAAUAUCAGUUUUCGACUGUUCAGAUGGCGCUAUUAUUUAAAAAAAUAUAUUUUA